This is a messenger RNA of Aspergillus pseudonomiae, 285 nucleotides long. Its product is annotated as mitochondrial 54S ribosomal protein uL30m. Gene Ontology annotation, biological process: translation. NCBI's taxonomy places the organism in Eukaryota, Fungi, Ascomycota, Eurotiomycetes, Eurotiales, Aspergillaceae. Gene Ontology annotation, cellular component: large ribosomal subunit; mitochondrion. Gene Ontology annotation, molecular function: structural constituent of ribosome. Bases 1 to 285 code for a protein of 94 amino acids. The transcript has a single exon. The record is from RefSeq and is a predicted model, not a curated record.
AUGAGCUACUUCCGCGUCACCCUCGUACGCUCUGCGAUCGGUCUCCCCCGGAGAACAACAGACGUCCUCAAGGCCUUGGGCCUCAAGAAGCGCAUGGCGACUGUGUUCCACCCCGUGACUCCGUCAGUCGCCGGUCAGAUCAUGAAAGUUAAGGAGCUGGUCGAUGUCCGUGAGGUCGAUAGACGGUUAACGAAACAAGAAGUCCAUAUGGAGCGGAAGCCGGAUCCAGGAUACUACAUCGAACAGACAUCGGGUGCUGAGUGGAAGGCGAAGAGGAGUCAAUAG